AUGUACCUCUUCGCCGUGCUGACGGCCAGCUCGUUCUGGGCCCUGAUCUCGGUACAACCUGCAGAGCCGCCGUGGUUCCCUCCCCUCGGCGAGACGGGACAGUACGAAGGAAAGCGCUACUGCCAGGAUAAAUACGUGACGUUCGGCGUCGACGUAGCGACGGCCAACCACAGCUUCAUCGCCGCCACGAUCAACGACACCGUCACAUUUCCCGACUGGAAGGAGCGGGUCACGUGGAUGCAUCUCCAGAUCAAGACGAUGGGCGACGCCCACUUCUACGACCGCUCUGUGCUGAUAGUCGAAGGCCACGGCCCGAAGGCAUACCGUAGUAGCACGCCGUUAUGCCUGAGGCUGGAGGACGUCGACAAGCUUGCUCAGACGAGCGGCAAGGAGAAACUGGACCUCCUGGUCCUUACGAAGGCAUCUCACCUCCGCGUCGUGGACAUGUUCGAGGAUCCGUUCCCGCAACUGCUCAGCUUCCGGCCCGGCAACCCGUUCCAAGCCUCGAUACUGCUCGAUCAAACCAAUACUUAC
Mesorhabditis spiculigera is the source of this 534-nucleotide messenger RNA. The record is from the annotation of a GenBank genome assembly. NCBI's taxonomy places the organism in Eukaryota, Metazoa, Nematoda, Chromadorea, Rhabditida, Rhabditidae.